CCAGAGUUAAAUGAAGAUUGUUCUCUUCUGAACCCGUUUGUGUAAAGGAAACUGAAUUUUAGCUACGAGUCGUGUUUGCUCAUUGGUUCCAUUCCAGUGAGCUCAACACAACACGCACCACCCCGUAGACUUUGAAUUGGAAAAUCAACGCCACUUGGGCGACUUUAUUAUUAUCCCUUAUUCAGAGGAAGCCGCAACAACAACAACAACAAGAAGCUUCGACCCUUUUAUCAUGGAAUCGUGGCCGUAACGCCACCUAUUCCAUCCACUUUCUCUUUCCCCUCGCAGUUUCCAACAAUUGGAGGAAUCGGCGCAAUCGAUUCAUGGGUCUCGUGACGAAUCAGCGAGGCUCCAGAGCAGAGGCGGCCCAAGAGGGCCCACCCGUUGUGGGUUCGGGCGGGGCGGCGGGGCCCAAGAGGAGAUGGACCAAUCUCAUGCCUCUCGUCGUGGCCUUUGUCGUCAUUGCGGAGAUCGCGUUUCUGGGUCGGUUGGAUGUGGCCAAGAACGCAGCCAUGGUAGACACUCUCGCUGACUUCUUCUACCGCUCCCGUGUCCCCUUUGAAGGUGACGAUUUGGACUUCGUUGUGUCGGGUGCUGAUCGGAAUUCUCAAUCGGGGACCUGCGAGGAGUGGUUGGAGAGGGAAGAUGCUGUUGCGUAUUCGAGGGACUUUGCCAAAGAACCGGUUUUUGUUUCUGGAGCUGAUCAGGAGUGGAAGUCCUGUUCGGUGGGAUGUAAAUUUGGGUUUAGUGGGGAUAAGAAACCUGAUGCUGCAUUUGGGUUACCUCAACCAAGUGAAACAGCUAGUGUUCUGCGAUCAAUGGAAUCAGCACAAUACUAUGCUGAAAACAAUAUUGCCAUGGCAAGACGAAGGGGAUAUAGCAUUGUAAUGACGACCAGUCUAUCAUCUGAUGUUCCUGUUGGAUAUUUUUCUUGGGCUGAGUAUGACAUUAUGGCACCAGUGAAGCCAAAAACUGAGAGUGCUCUUGCGGCUGCAUUCAUUUCCAAUUGUGGUGCUCGGAAUUUCCGGUUGCAAGCUCUUGAAGCCCUUGAAAAAUUAAACAUCAAGAUUGACUCUUAUGGUGGUUGUCAUAGGAACCGUGAUGGAAAUGUGAACAAAGUGGAAGCCUUGAAGCACUACAAAUUUAGCUUAGCAUUUGAAAAUUCUAACGAGGAAGAUUAUGUAACUGAAAAAUUCUUCCAAUCCCUUGUUGCUGGAACUGUCCCUGUGGUUGUUGGUGCUCCAAAUAUUCAGGAGUUUGCUCCUGCUAUUGGUUCAGUUUUACAUAUUAAAGAGAUAGAGGAUGUCGAGGCCGUUGCGAGGUCCAUGAGACACCUAGCAGAAAAUCCUGAAGCAUAUAAUCAAUCAUUGAGGUGGAAGUAUGAGGGGCCAUCUGAUUCCUUCAAGGCUCUUGUCGAUAUGGCAGCUGUACAUUCAUCCUGCCGCCUUUGCAUUCACUUGGCCACAUUGAGUAGAGAGAAGGAAGAAAAUAGUCCAGACUUUAAGAAACGCCCUUGCAAAUGCACUAGAGGGUCAGAAACUGUAUAUCAUAUUUAUGUGAGAGAAAGGGGAAGAUUUGAAUUGGAGUCCAUUUACUUGAGGUCUAGCAAUUUAACACUGGAGGCCUUGAAGUCUGCUGUUGUUUCGAAGUUCACAUCCCUGAAUCAUGUACCUAUAUGGAAGUCAGAAAGACCUGAAGUUCUAAGAGGGGGCAAUGAUUUAAAACUUUACAAAAUAUACCCAGUUGGCUUGACACAGAGACAAGCUCUUUAUACCUUCAGCUUCAAAGGGGAUGAGGAUUUAAGGAGUCACUUGGAAAGCAAUCCUUGUGCGAAGUUUGAAGUCAUUUUUGUGUAGCAUGUGCUAAUGGCCGCUCUGAUCUAGAUGAAUAGCUUCACUUAGCUGAGUGCUAUAGUUUUAGAAAUGAGUAUGGCAUGGAAUUGGCAUGGCUUUAUUAAUGCCUAGCUUCGUGGCCAACUCAUUGAUGAUUUAUAUUCAGAAGAUAUCUUAUAAACUCGUUUGUGUACAAGAAGUGAAAGAUCCAUAUUUAAUGCUUAGUUACAGUGUUUUUAUCUGAUCAUUUAGAAAAGCCAUGUGAUGGAGAAAUUGGACAGCAUGACGGUUCUUGUAUACUGUGCAUGAAAAACUGAAUUUAAUGGAAGCACCAGUUGGGUGAAAACUACUGGAGAAACUUGAGAUAACAUAAA
Cajanus cajan (pigeon pea) is the source of this 2206-nucleotide messenger RNA. RefSeq names its product fucosyltransferase 11 (gene FUT11). Lineage: Eukaryota; Viridiplantae; Streptophyta; Magnoliopsida; Fabales; Fabaceae. Gene Ontology annotation, molecular function: fucosyltransferase activity. Gene Ontology annotation, cellular component: membrane. The record is from RefSeq and is a predicted model, not a curated record.